This is a messenger RNA of Aspergillus nomiae NRRL 13137, 951 nucleotides long. RefSeq lists its product as uncharacterized. Bases 1 to 951 code for a protein of 316 amino acids. The transcript has a single exon. NCBI's taxonomy places the organism in Eukaryota, Fungi, Ascomycota, Eurotiomycetes, Eurotiales, Aspergillaceae. Gene Ontology annotation, cellular component: mitochondrion. The record is from RefSeq and is a predicted model, not a curated record. Gene Ontology annotation, molecular function: nucleic acid binding.
AUGAAGCUCCCUCGUCUCAUCUCUUCCUUUAUUCUCACCUCGGUCGUCCGCCGCCAAUGUCAUCGCCAACUGCAUUCCUUCACGCGCCGUCUCUUCAAGCUCCCCUCUCCUCCACCACACCCAUCCGCGCACCAUCAUGACCUCCCCUCCUUCCUCUCCUACGCAGAGCGGACGUCUCUCUCUCCGACCACUACGGCCUACAUAGGCAUGCACUACGAGUAUAUAGUGCAACGAACCCUCCGUUCUUCCGCCUUCACACUGCACCGCGUCGGCGGCCGCGACGAUGCAGGCAUCGACCUCGUGGGAACCUGGCACCUCCCGCACCGCGAACACCCGCUUCGCGUGAUCGUGCAAUGCAAAUCACUAAAGACGAAACUGGGCCCGAACUUGGUCCGCGAACUGGAAGGGACGUUCAACCAGUCACCAGUGGGCUGGCGGACAGGCGACGAGGUUGGCAUCUUGGUUAGUCCGCGGGAAGCGACCAAGGGCGUUCGAGAUACCCUGGCGAGGAGUACGUAUCCGCUGAUGUGGAUGAUGAUUGAGCGGGAUGGGGCAUUACGACAGGUCUUGUGGAAUGGGAAGGCCGAGCAACUCGGCCUGGUGAACUUGGGCGUUGAGGUGAGAUAUUCGGCGGACGAAGAUGCGGACUCGUCGAAGGGCGUUGUUCUCACCUGGGACGGGGACGAGAUUCCCGAUAUGGAACAGGUAGAAAGCCGGGUCAGUGCGGUUGAGGAUAGCUGGUUGCGGUCAUGGGAUGAUGGGGGCCAGAGGAACAAGUCGGAGCUGCUAGAUGCUGUUCAGAAGCUUUUCCCGGAAGAGAAGCCUCUCCUUUUCGGAACAGGGGCUUGUAGUACCCUGACUGAUGCGGAUAGGAUGAAGGUCAUACAGUUUCUGGACAGCAAGUCUGCCCCGGUUGAGGCUGUGUCCGACAUGAAGCCUACUUCUACGUGA